AAUGGAAAUAUUUUUUUUUAAAGUGCUAGAAAGUACACAUAAGUGAUUCUUUCUCCCUUGGCAUUAUUUUCUUGCGUCUCACUCCAUUACUCUUCCGUUAUAUUCCAUUUCUUUCUUUUGUAAUUGCAGAAUACUUAGUAUUGAAAGCUCCACGGCUAUGGCGGCCUCUGCUCUACUAAUGGACCCGAAACCUUUGGAGCCACCGCCCUCUUUCCCCUCGACGAGAGCUGACCCAUGUCUCUCCGAACAGUACCUCUCCUCCGACGAGGACGAUCUCUACAGUCGCCUCAAGUCACUGCAACGCCAGCUCGAGUUCAUCGACAUCCAGGAGGAGUACGUUAAGGACGAGCAAAAGAAUCUCAAGCGAGAACUCCUUCGUGCCCAAGAAGAGGUUAAGAGGAUCCAAUCGGUUCCCCUCGUCAUUGGCCAGUUCAUGGAAAUGGUUGAUCAGAAUAAUGGGAUAGUGGGCUCAACCACCGGCUCCAAUUACUACGUCAGGAUUCUCAGCACCAUCAAUCGGGAGCUUCUCAAGCCCUCUGCCUCUGUUGCUUUGCAUCGCCACUCGAAUGCCCUUGUUGACGUUCUUCCUCCUGAGGCCGACUCCAGUAUUUCCCUUCUCAGCCAGUCAGAAAAGCCCGAUGUCACCUAUUCUGAUAUUGGUGGAUGUGACAUUCAGAAGCAAGAAAUCCGUGAAGCUGUGGAACUACCGCUUACUCACCAUGAACUAUACAAACAAAUUGGUAUAGACCCUCCGCGUGGUGUUUUGCUCUAUGGUCCUCCUGGCACUGGUAAAACUAUGCUUGCCAAGGCUGUUGCUAAUCACACAACUGCUGCCUUCAUUAGAGUUGUCGGUUCAGAGUUUGUUCAGAAGUAUUUGGGUGAGGGCCCUCGUAUGGUUCGUGAUGUCUUCCGUCUUGCCAAGGAAAAUGCUCCAGCAAUUAUCUUUAUUGAUGAAGUAGAUGCUAUAGCUACUGCCAGGUUUGAUGCUCAAACUGGAGCUGAUAGAGAAGUUCAGCGUAUACUUAUGGAGCUUCUCAACCAGAUGGAUGGAUUCGAUCAAACAGUGAAUGUGAAGGUUAUCAUGGCUACUAAUCGAGCUGAUACAUUGGAUCCUGCACUUCUGCGUCCUGGACGGCUGGAUAGGAAGAUUGAAUUUCCUUUGCCUGAUAGAAGGCAGAAGAGACUUGUUUUUCAGGUUUGUACGGCGAAAAUGAACUUAAGUGACGAAGUGGAUUUGGAGGACUAUGUAUCAAGGCCUGAUAAAAUCAGUGCUGCUGAGAUUACAGCUAUAUGUCAAGAAGCAGGAAUGCAUGCUGUUCGGAAGAACAGGUAUGUCAUCCUUCCAAAGGAUUUCGAAAAGGGAUACCGAACAAAUGUGAAGAAGCCUGAUACCGACUUUGAAUUCUACAAGUGAAGAAGUUAUGUUGGACUUUUCCAGUGCUUGCUGUUUCGAAGAUCUCGUGUACUGAAACUCCUGAAUCUACUUGUACUAGCACGCUGUUGUUUGAACAUAUUUUUCCUAUCAUUUUAGCCAAAAAGGGAAAAACUAAAUUACAUGUUCUGAUUUCAUUUGCUGCUCCACCACACUCCCCUUGACAUAGUAUCUAUUUCUUAUGUUCUUUAUGUAGUGGUAGUAGAGAGCUCAGAGCUCCCUUUCCUGUAGGUUGCUGGGCCUGUUUGAUGCAUUUCAUUAUUCAUUGAGAAGAAUUUUUAUAA
This is a messenger RNA of Cannabis sativa, 1716 nucleotides long. Its product is annotated as 26S proteasome regulatory subunit 6B homolog. Gene Ontology annotation, cellular component: proteasome regulatory particle, base subcomplex. Gene Ontology annotation, molecular function: proteasome-activating activity; ATP hydrolysis activity; ATP binding. The transcript is spliced from 6 exons. The coding region runs from base 158 to 1414 and encodes 418 amino acids. Lineage: Eukaryota; Viridiplantae; Streptophyta; Magnoliopsida; Rosales; Cannabaceae. Gene Ontology annotation, biological process: proteasome-mediated ubiquitin-dependent protein catabolic process. The record is from RefSeq and is a predicted model, not a curated record.